Molecule: messenger RNA, 663 nt
Organism: Fulmarus glacialis (Northern fulmar)
Lineage: Eukaryota; Metazoa; Chordata; Aves; Procellariiformes; Procellariidae
Product: slit homolog 2 protein
Exons: 5
Cellular component (GO): plasma membrane
Molecular function (GO): protein binding
Source: RefSeq, a predicted model, not a curated record
GCGACUAAAUAACAACGAAUUUUCAGUCCUGGAAGCUACUGGAAUCUUUAAGAAACUUCCUCAGCUGCGUAAAAUAAACCUGAGCAAUAACAAGAUUACAGAUAUCGAAGAAGGAGCAUUUGAUGGAGCCUCUGGUGUGAAUGAACUGUUGCUCACUAGCAACCGCUUGGAAAGUAUUCGACACAAAAUGUUCAAAGGACUAGAAAGUCUCAAAACACUGAUGCUGAGGAGCAACCGCGUGAGUUGUGUGGGAAACGACAGCUUCACGGGCCUGAGCUCAGUCCGCCUGCUCUCACUGUAUGACAACCAGAUCACCACCGUGGCACCCGGCUCCUUUGAUACCCUGCAUUCGCUCUCUACAUUAAACCUCUUGGCCAAUCCCUUCAACUGCAACUGCCAUCUCGCGUGGCUUGGAGACUGGCUAAGGAAGAAACGCAUUGUGACGGGCAACCCUCGUUGCCAGAAACCCUACUUCCUCAAAGAGAUUCCCAUCCAGGAUGUGGCAAUUCAGGAUUUUACAUGUGAUGAUGGAAAUGAUGACAAUAGCUGCUCUCCAUUGUCCCGCUGUCCUGCAGAAUGUACUUGUCUAGACACAGUAGUUCGCUGCAGCAACAAAGGCCUAAAAGCUUUGCCCAAAGGCAUCCCAAAAGAUGUAACUGAACU